AUGGAAAUAGGGAUUAUGCAGAAAAAAAUGCAAUUUUUCUCCACUGUCGCCGAUUCCCAGUCUGGGAGAAUCGAUUCCGGCUGGGAAAAAAUGACAACAACACAUUAUUUUAGUAAAAUCGCGUUAUCUCGACCUACAAAUGGAGGUCAAGAUUUCUACGAUGCCAGGGCAAUCCCACCAGCAACUUUGGUAGAAAUUACGAUAGCAUCAAAUGGAGGUCAAGAUUUCUACGAUGUAAGCAACGUGGACAGGUUCAACGUGCCCAUUUCGGUGACCCCACAAGGUGGGAGUGGUCAAUGCAAAACCUCAAGCUGCCCUAACAACAUCAACAAUGUGUGCCCUGCGGAGCUCCAAAUGAAAGGUUCUGAUGGAAGCGCGAUUGCAUGCAAGAGUGCUUGUUUGGCUUUCAACCAGCCUCAGUAUUGUUGCACUGGUGAUUUCAACACAGCAGAGAAAUGUCCACCAACAAAAUACUCUGACAUUUUCAAGCAGCAAUGUCCUGAUGCUUAUUGCUACGCAUAUGAUGACAAGACUAGCACCUUUACUUGCUUCUCCAAUCCUGACUAUGCCAUCACAUUCUACCCUUGA
Gastrolobium bilobum is the source of this 588-nucleotide messenger RNA. Its product is annotated as thaumatin-like protein 1a. The transcript has a single exon. NCBI's taxonomy places the organism in Eukaryota, Viridiplantae, Streptophyta, Magnoliopsida, Fabales, Fabaceae. The record is from RefSeq and is a predicted model, not a curated record. Gene Ontology annotation, cellular component: extracellular region. The coding region runs from base 1 to 588 and encodes 195 amino acids. Gene Ontology annotation, biological process: defense response.